Messenger RNA from Olea europaea var. sylvestris, 1123 nucleotides. Its product is annotated as probable Histone-lysine N-methyltransferase ATXR5. Gene Ontology annotation, molecular function: protein binding. The record is from RefSeq and is a predicted model, not a curated record. The coding region runs from base 2 to 1123 and encodes 373 amino acids. Lineage: Eukaryota; Viridiplantae; Streptophyta; Magnoliopsida; Lamiales; Oleaceae. The transcript has 6 exons.
GAUGGCGCCGUCGUUCAACUCGCCGGGUCAGGGAAACCAGCUGAACCCGCAGCUUGGAACUGACCGGAAGAGGCAAAAGUACAGGUCGAUGAAAGAGAUCAUGAAAGUGGCGAAGCGGGUGGUGCUGGUGGACAAUGAGGAGUCUGAUGACGGUGAUUAUGAUACUCGUGUUGCUUGUGAUCAAUGCGGCUCGGGAGAGCGAGCCGAGGAGCUCUUGCUCUGUGACAAAUGCGACAAAGGGUACCAUAUGCUCUGCCUUCGACCCAUCGUGGUUCGAGUCCCUAUUGGGCUAUGGUUCUGCCCAGCAUGCUCCGAUGAUCUGGAUCGUCCCCUUAAAAGUUUUAUACAGAAGAAGAUUAUUGAUUUCUUUAGGAUUCAGAAAUGCGGGGAACUGGUGGAGAAAUGUGCAUGGUCUCCAGAUGUCAAAAAACGCCGCAGACGGUCUAGUACAUUAGUGUUCCUCAAGAAACGGAGAAGGAUAUUGCCACAUGUUCCUUCUGAAGACCCCACCCGAAGGCUAGUACAACUGGGAUCUCUUGCAUAUGCGUUGAUUGCUCAGAACAUCGAAUUCAGCUAUGAGCUUACUUACAUGCCGGGCAUGGCUCCCAGAUCAGCCAAUCAAGCUGAAUUUGAAAAUGGUGGCAUGCAGGUUCUUUCUAAAGAAGAUACUGAGACAUUGGAGUUAUGUAGAGCUAUGUACAAAAGAGGCGAAUGCCCUCCUCUUAUUGUAACUUUUGAUUCAUGUGAAGGCUAUACAGUAGAGGCAGAUGGUCCAAUAAAGAACAUGACACUCAUUGCGGAGUAUACAGGCGAUGUGGAUUACAUUAAACAUAGGGAAUUGGAUGAUUGUGAUAGCAUGAUGACCCUUCUUCUGGCAAUAGACCCAUCGAAAAGUCUUGUUGUCUGCCCUGAUAAACGUGGGAACAUUGCUCGUUUUAUUAAUGGCAUAAACAAUAAUUCACCGGAGGACCGGAAGAAGCUGAACAUUAAAUGUGUGAGAUACAGCGUUAAUGGUGAAUGCUGUGUACUACUGGUUGCAACUCGUGACAUCAUAAAGGGAGAGAGGCUAUAUUAUGAUUAUAAUGGAUAUGAGCAUGCAUACCCAACCCAUAAUUUUAUCUAA